This is a messenger RNA of Gekko japonicus, 2371 nucleotides long. It is a transcript of the gene WSB2, whose product is annotated as WD repeat and SOCS box containing 2. Lineage: Eukaryota; Metazoa; Chordata; Lepidosauria; Squamata; Gekkonidae. Gene Ontology annotation, molecular function: protein binding. The record is from RefSeq and is a predicted model, not a curated record. Gene Ontology annotation, biological process: intracellular signal transduction. The coding region runs from base 58 to 1272 and encodes 404 amino acids. The transcript has 9 exons.
AGGAAGCGGCGCCGUAGCCCGCAGCGCCAGCCUCAUACGGGCCCAGAUGUGAGUCGGAUGGAGACGCCUCCGGGGGACCCUCGUCGGCACCGCCUGCUCGUGGGGAAGGAGGCGGCGGCGGAGGAGGAGGAGGGCGAGCCCCUCCUAGUGGCUGAACUGAAGCCUGGGCAGCCCCAGCCGUUCUACUGGAAAUCAACUUGUGAGACGUGGAGCGUGGCCUUCUCCCCAGACGGUGCUUGGUUCGCUUGGUCUCGGGGCCACUGUGUUGUCAAGCUGCUCCCUUGGCCUUUGGAGGAAUCUGAGCAGAGCUGCAAAGCCUGGGAGCGCAAGGGCCACUGUACCAAAGGUGAAGCCAGUGGUCGAGGAGGGGCAAAGGAGAAGACCUUGGAGUGCGGUCAGAUUGUCUGGGGCCUGGCCUUUAGCCCCUGGCUCCCUCCCAGCUCCAGAAAGCAUGCUCCCUGCUUGGUUCUUGCCACGGGACUAAAUGAUGGGCAGAUUAAAGUCUGGCAGGUGGAGACAGGGAGUUUGUUGUUCAACCUCUCGGGGCACCUGGAUGUUGUGAGGGACCUGAGCUUUGCGCCUGGCGAGAGCUGCUCCAUCCUUGUCUCUGCUUCCCGAGACAAAACCCUGCGGGUCUGGGACCUGAGUCAGAAUGGAAGACAACUCCAGGUGCUGUCUGGCCACAUGCAGUGGGUCUACUGCUGCUGCAUCUCCGCCCUCCUGUGGAGUAUGCACUCCUACAGCCUCCUGAGGAAGCUGGAAGGGCACCAGGGCUGCGUCGUAUCGUGCGACUUCUCUCCUGACUCGGCGCUCCUUGCAACCGCCUCCUACGAUGCCUCUGUGAUCCUAUGGGACCCCUGCACAGGGGAGCAAAUGAGAUCCCUCUGCCACAUUCCAUUGCAGUCGUCGCUGGACCACAACAGUGACUACCACGCCAGCUCCUUGCGGUCUGUAUGCUUCUCCCCUGAAGGACUUUACCUUUCAACCGUGGCAGAUGACAGGCUGCUGAGGAUCUGGGCCUUGGAGCUGGGGAGCCCAGUUUCUUUUGCCCCUGUGAAGAAUGGACUCUGCUGCACUUACUUCCCACAUGGCGGAAUCAUUGCUACAGGGACAAGAGACGGUCACGUCCAAUUUUGGACUGCCCCCCAGGCUCUCUCUUCCCUCAAGCACCUGUGUCGUAAAUCUAUCCGGCGCUUCCUCUCGACUUACCAGGUCCUAGCACUGCCCAUCCCCAAAAAGGUGAAAGAGUUCCUCACCUACCGGACUUUGUGAAGCUGCUGUUUCUGAGCCACAGCUAGAUGUUCUACUGUGUGUUGGCUUCCUCUUUAGCCAGCAAGAGGCAGCUGCAGCCCAGAGACUCCAUGCUCGGCAAGACCGAAGAGGACAAAGCUUUUUUUUCCCUCUUGCAUGGUCUUGAAGGGUAAGAUAUCUUAAUGCUGGAAAAGAAGCUGCAGCAGUGUUGAUUACUAUGGCCUAGAUUGUUUUGGCACCAAGGAAGAAACGUGUAUCUUGCAGUGCAUUUGACUUGGGAAGUUCCCACCCAAGGAGGCAGUCUGAAGUUUCUCUGCAUGGAUUUGAAAUCAGUUAACUCUUGGAUACGGGGAGAAGAAAAUUUCAGGAUGCUUCUUCCACUGCAGGUAGGAUCCAUUGUUGCGACACAGGUGUUAAUCGACAAUGCGCAAAAUGCUGUUUCUGGUCUUUCCUGCCCGUAGAGAAGGCUGGAUCUGAAUCUGUCCCUGCAGCAGAAAAGAGACUGAACACAAGAUCCUCGCUACUUGAAAACAUGCUGGACUUCAGUGGCCUUUACAGAAAUCCAUACCUCAGAGCCAUAGUUGUUGAGCUCAGAACAAAGAGCAGCCUCUACCCUCCCCAGAGAUCUUUAUAUGGUCCCAAGGUCUCCGUAUGUCAUUACAGGGCAGCUUUCUUCUUCGGGGCAGGGGAGUCAAGGCUAAAAUAUGGGGGUUGAGACUUCUGUCACAAUCUACCUUUGUUUCAAGAGGAUACAUUCAGCUGUGAAAUCAAGAUUUACUGUCGAGUAACAUUGAUGAGUACUUUUAAAAAAAAGAAUCAAGCCUUAGGCUCCUGUAGAAUGUGCAAUGAGGCAAAAGCUUCAACUUAAAACGCAACACUAGGGAGUUCUUCCCUCUGCAUGCCCACCAGGCUUGUGAACAGGAGCUAAUGAAGGAAGCUUGAAUGUUAUAGCAAUAGCGAUAGGAGUACUGCUUGCUGGAGUUUAGGAACCAUGGGCCUAAACUGGGAUGCACAUUUCGAAUAUGGGUUCAUCUGUUCCACAGUGCUUUCAGUGUGAUAUGCAACUUUUCGUGCGAAAAAUGUUAUUUUUUACACUACUGGAGUUGAAUCAGGGCACAAA